UUUGGGUUCAGAUAACCAUUUCCCCCAAAUGAAUAUCUAGGUCAAACAUAUGAAACACAAAAGAAAGCAAGCACCGUUAUCUCAUAUUUACAGUUAUAUUUUUCAUUCAAUUUUGUUUGUUUCUUUGCCCAUUUUCAACCAACCAAAAAGAAAAAAAAAUGUCAUUGAAAACAUUUUUAUUAAGUUUUCGUUUAUCGAAUCAACCUGAUGAAAAUUUUUGGAAAUCAUUCAUCGCAAUUAUCAAUGAAGAAUUUGAUCCGGAUUUAGAUCAACAUCAACGGAUUGCAUUGAAAAAAUCCACCGAUGUUGUUGAUGAUGGUAAUGAUGGAUCAUUACAUUUGUUUACCUGUUCGAAUGGCAAGGAAAUUUUUCUUACCGUACGUUAUUAUAAUAUGGAUGAUGAUAAAAAAUUAAUUUCCAUAAAUGGUGAAUUAUCGAAAAAUUGUGGCCAAUUAUUUCGUAUGAAUAAUUUGAUUGAAAAAUUUAAAGAUCGUUUAAAUUCAUUGAUACAAUCGCUCAAUAACGAUAAUCCAACGGCCAAUAAUAAACAAAUGGAUCUUGUGGAAACGAUUCCCUUGUUGAAACGUGAUAACCGGGUACCAUCAUAUUUCCUUACAUCCGAUGGUCGUGUUUUGGAAUAUGAUUUUGAUGAAAUACUUGUGAAUGAAACAACACCGUAUCAGAAUAUUAAAAUUUUACAUUCACCAAGUUUAGGUAAUUGUUUAUUAUUGGAUGAUAUGCAAAAUUUAGCCGAAGCUGAUCUACCAUAUACACAUGGUUUAAUGAAUUUUGGUCAAAAUAGUUAUAAGGAUAAAGAAAUUCUAAUUCUUGGUGGUGGUGAUGGUGGCCUCUUACAUGAAUUAUUAAAAGAAUCACCAAAAUUUGUUACAAUGAUUGAUAUUGAUGAAAAAGUUAUGCUUUAUUGUCGAAAAUAUCUUCGUGGUGCAUGUGGCGAUACAUUGGAUGAAUUUGAUGGUCCGAAUUAUAAAAUUAUCGUUGAUGAUUGUUUACGUUAUUUGAAUGAUUAUAUUGAACAACAAAAAACAUUCGAUAUAAUAUUUAAUGAUCUUACCGAUAUACCGAUUAGUACAAGUGAACAACGUGAUUGUAUUGUUGAAGAUAAUCAAAAACUUUGGUCAUUUAUUCGAAAAAUUUUACAACUUUCAAUGAAAUGUUUACGUCCGGGUGGUCUUUAUCUAAAUCAUGCAAUCGGUAUGAAUUGUAAACAAUCAUUGGCGGAUUAUGAACAAGUUAUCAAUGAAUUACCUGAUGUAAAAUUGAAUAUUUCCAAACAUACAAGAUAUGUACCAUCAUUUAUGGAAGAUUGGGUUUUCUAUCAAAUUCAAAAACAAUAAUCAAUUAAUUAACGAAAUUAUUCGAUGAUCAGCGAUUCAUCUUUUUCAAAAAAUCUUUAGGUUUUUUCUUUUUUUUUGGCCAAAUUUUCAAUGUUUGUCAUGUAGAACGAUAGAUGGC
Messenger RNA from Dermatophagoides pteronyssinus (European house dust mite), 1473 nucleotides. It is a transcript of the gene Sms, whose product is annotated as spermine synthase. Lineage: Eukaryota; Metazoa; Arthropoda; Arachnida; Sarcoptiformes; Pyroglyphidae. Gene Ontology annotation, biological process: spermine biosynthetic process. Gene Ontology annotation, molecular function: spermine synthase activity. The record is from RefSeq and is a predicted model, not a curated record.